AUGGGUUUAUUUGGCAAGUCUUCUCUACCGGGCCAUCCAGCAGUAGAACAGACAAUUGGUCUGUGGCACUUCCGUCAGUGCGGCGAGGCGAGCUGGAGAAACGCAUCCACUUCCACCAAUGGAAAUCAAGUGCAUCUUGACUUGUUGGAAAAUGGCGAUAUUUCGGACCCAUUUAUAGAUAUGAACGAGAAAUCCGUGCAGUGGGUCGGCGAAAAUGACUGGGAGUACCAGACCACAUUUGACGUCUCUGAUGCAGCUUCUGCAUGUUUGACGCACGAGAUGCAUUUUGACGGGCUUGACACAUUUUGUGCUGCAGCUCUCAAUGGCACCGAGAUUCUUCGUUCGGAUAACAUGUUUCGGGGCUAUGUCGUGGACGUGACGAAGCAUAUCAAGGAAAAGGACAACGAGCUCGUUCUUGUGUUCAAAAGUGCAUUGAAAAAGGGAAGAGAACUUGAAAAAAAGAAUGGAGUCCGGUUUUGCUCUAAUGGUGAAACUUCUCGAGUUCACGUGAGAAAAGCUCAGUACCACUACGGAUGGGACUGGGGACCACUUCUCAUGACGUGUGGACCGUGGAAACCUGUUCGAUUGGUUUCUUUUUCGGCCGGCAAAUUCUUGGACUUUUUCCCUCGGUGCUCAGUGGACUCUGAUUUGAAAGCUACGAUAAAUUUUGAAGUUGAAGUCGAGGUAUCUGGGACCUCUACGGUAUUUGUGGACAUAUUUGCACCCACGGGUGAGAUAAUUGACACUGUUGAGCAAAAAAUUAAAAAGUCCGGUGUUGCAAAUUUUAAAUACAAAUUGAAAAAUCCAAAGCUUUGGUACCCAAAGGGGUAUGGGGAACAAUCACGGUAUCGAUUUUCUGCUCGGUUGGUUGAUGGAAAUAACUUUUUGCUCGACACCAAAGACAAAUUAAUUGGUUUGAGAAGAGCAGAGUUGGUCCAGGAAAAAGUUGCAGAUGAAAAAGGUUUGUCGUUUUACUUUCGGAUCAACAAUAUUCCAGUGUAUUGUGCUGGAAGCAACUGGAUUCCCGCUCACUCGUUCACUUGCAAAUUGACAGAGAAGGACUACAAAGAAUGGAUGCAAUUGGUGGACGAAGGAAACCAGAAUAUGGUGCGAGUUUGGGGAGGGGGAAUUUAUGAAUACGAUUGGCUUUAUGAGGAGUGUGAUAAACGUGGAAUACUUGUUUGGCAAGACUUUAUGUUUGGCUGUGCCGUUUAUCCUGGAGACAAAGAAUUUGUGCAAAAUGUCAAAGAGGAAGUUGAGUAUCAGGUCAAGCGAUUGAGACAAUUUUGCAGUAUAGUGAUUUAUGCUGGCAACAAUGAGGACUAUCAGGUAGCGGAGCUGCUUGGGAUCAGGUGGGAUUCCAACGAUCUGAAGAAAAAUUAUUCGAAAACAGAGUUUCCAGCUCGUACUUUAUAUGAGGUGGUUUUCCCCAAAUUGGUGUCUUCCUUGACGGAUGUUGCAUACCACAAAGGGUCUCCAUACAGUCCUGGACACAAUAUUCCCACCAGUGACCAGACUGUGGGAGACUUACACCAAUGGAAUGUUUGGCAUGGAAGCCAGGAAAAGUACCAAGAUUGGUAUAAACUUGGAGGACGAUUUGUUUCCGAGUUUGGCAUGUUGGCGUUUCCCAACGUCAAGACAAUUGACAAGUAUGUCACUACGGACAAGGACAAGUAUCCCCAGCUGGAGGUGAUGGACCACCAUAACAAAUCGGACGGUUUUGAGCGGAGGUUGGCUCUUUACGUUAUGGAGAAUUUUCACGUCCAAGAUAUGCGAUUGAAAAAUUGGGUUUAUAUCACUCAAUUGAUGCAACUGGAAUGCCUCGCGUAUGCUUAUAGGUGCUGGAGACGAAACUGGGGCCGGGACGGAAAAAGAGCCAGUGGUGGAGCGUUGGUGUGGCAGACCAACGAUUGCUGGCCGGUGACCAGCUGGGCAAUAAUUGACUUUUUCCGGGUUCCAAAACUAGCAUAUUACGCUGUCAAGCGGGAGAGCCAGCCAUUGGCUUUGGGAAUAUAUCGAAACGAGGUUCGAAUCGCAAACGAAGGAGAACCAGAUUUGAGCAAGCAGACUCCAUACCAUGACUAUGCUGCACGAGAAUAUUACGUUGAUAUCUGGGGAGUCAAUUCUUCGUUGUUUGAGUUCCAAGGGGUGCUCCGGGUGGAAAUCUACGACAGCGAAAGUGGAAACUUGGUCAAAAAGCUCAACGACAAGAAUGUUUUAUUGGCUGCAAAUCAGACCACAGAGAUUAUUUCGCGGCUCCAUUUACCAGAUUUCAAGCAAGUUGUACUUGCCAAACUUGUAGGACAAGACGGUAACAUUGCAUUCAAGGCUGGUGACUGGCCGCAACCUCUCAAGUACAUCAGAUGGCCCGAAGAUACAAAAAUUGACGUUUUGGUUGCGGAAGAUGGAAUCGUGAAAAUCACCGCGAACAAAUUGGUCAAAGGUGUGGAGUUGAUAACGGACUCGAAGUUGAACGAUAAUGGCUUUGAUUUGUACCCUAAUGAGACGCAUGUGGUGUUGGCACCUGGAAUUAAGGCGGGAGAAAAAAUCGAGAUCAAUUACUUGAAAUAA
Molecule: messenger RNA, 2571 nt
Organism: Meyerozyma guilliermondii ATCC 6260
Lineage: Eukaryota; Fungi; Ascomycota; Pichiomycetes; Serinales; Debaryomycetaceae
Exons: 1
Coding region: 1-2571 (856 amino acids)
Biological process (GO): glycoprotein catabolic process; carbohydrate metabolic process
Molecular function (GO): beta-mannosidase activity
Source: RefSeq, a predicted model, not a curated record